CACUGCGCUCCUGUCACGCUCCACGCUAAGCUGGCUGCUGCAGUCGUGCUGCUGCUCACAGCUUCCCGUUGCGAAUGCAGUGAUCCCGCUGCAGGGCGGCCGCAGGAGGCUCCGGUAGCGCCCGGCUGGUGGUCGUCGUGAACAUCGGAGUGACCGGUGGACGUCGUUUUUGCGGCGGAGGAGCUGCGGACUAUUUUUUCUGUAGUGCGCGGCGGAGGGAUCCCGGUUGGGUCGUGAGGUGGCCAAGAUGGCGGCAUCGCGUACGGUCCAGAGUUUUUAACGGUAUUUUUUUGCCCAGGCCCUCCAUGUUGACACAGCAGAGCCUUAGAAUACACUGUGACAAAGCCUGUAGACCUGCCCUCUGCCCAGCACUGCCAUGGCCAAGGAGCAGCCAAACGUGUUUGACCUCCUCCCUCUGCUGGAGUCCACAGAUUUACAAGACCUGGAGCAGGUCAAAAGUCUGUUACAGGAGAACCUUAGCACAGAUAAAGGAUCUUUGCUCGUGCAUGGCCUUGUGGAUUACUAUUUGGACACCAGCUCUCCUCAGGCUGUGGACAUCCUGUCCUCCAUCAGGGAGCCUCAUGACAAGCACCUUUUGGACAAGAUGAACGAGUGCAUGGCCAAGCAGGGCUGCAGACUACCAACCCUCACCCUCCUCGGCCACGUUGUCCGCAAGCAGCCGUCGUGGAUCCACAAGAUCCCUCGCUUCCCUCUGCUUGCUUCACUGCUCAAAUGCCUCAAGACUGAGUCCGAUAUCGUGGUUCUCAUUACUGGAGUGCUGGUGUUGAUCAUCAUUCUACCCAUGAUACCACAGACUAGCAAACAACACCUGUUUGAGUUUUUCGAUAUCUUUGGACGUCUGGCAGCUUGGAAUCAGAGAAACCCAGGCCAUGCUCAGGGAGUGUAUGCGGUUCACCUUCAUGCCAGCGUUUAUUCACUCUUCCACCGACUUUAUGGCAUGUACCCUUGCAACUUUGUGUCCUACUUGCGAGCCCAUUACAGUAUGAAGGAAAAUGUGGACACGUUUGAGGAGGUGGUCAAGCCAAUGCUAGAGCAUGUGCGGAUACAUCCAGAACUUGUCACUGGAACCAAAGACUAUGAACUGGACCCCAUUAGGUGGAAGAGGUUUGAAACCCACGACAUUGUGAUUGAAUGUGCCAAAGUUUCCCUGGACCCGAAGGAGGCGUCUUGUGAGGAAGGCUACUCGUCCCUGCCUGACCACGUCCCGCGCCGCCCUGUCGACCACAGCAGGUCCUUCUCAGACCUCAGCAGCCAUGGAAGGUCUUCUUUCAACUCCAUGGCCACAGUUCGCCAGUCCCUUUCCCUUUCUUUGCCCCAUCUCACAGUCAGCCAGCAUGCAUGCCUCAGCCCACAGACCCCCAGCCUGCAGGGUGCUGAGGUGACGUCCUCAGGGAUGAAGGAGGUCUUAUGGAGUCCUUCCUCAGUCUGUGGCAUGAGUACCCCUCCCAGCUCUAGAGGAAUGUCCCCCACCACCGUCACCGAUCUCUCACACAGUGCCUCGCACCUCUCGGGACGGAUCCCCGGCACGCCAGUGGAUGGAAAGUGGACUCCAUCUGCCUCCACGCCCUCAGGGUCCUCUCCUCUCCCUUCACUCUCUGAAGAGCUUGAGCACACUGUACAAACCACCAGCACUACGCUUCCUCCAGCUAAGGCGAAUCAGGAGCCAAUUAAAGAGCUUAAAAAAGGCACACCCACAAAUAUCAAUAGCAAGGGGGUUGCAGCUGAUGGCUUGAGUCCCAUUACGUUAACAGAGCUCCCUGACUUUGUGAAAACAACAGAACGGGACAGAGAGGAAGAUGCCAUCACAGAGGAGUUACGGACAAUAACCCAGUCCAAGGUGGAUCUUUUGCCCAAACCAGCACUGGACUCCUCCUUCUCCAGCACCACAGACUCCAUUCUCCCUUUAAACCCCAGCAAUGAUGUCCUGCCCUGUAAUCUGGCCUCCACGCCGGAGAGAGCCACGAAUCCUGCUGAAGGAGUGGAUCAGCAUCCUCCCCUUUCCUUCUGGCCUUGUUUCACACCAAUAGAAAACUCGUUCAGCCCUUGUGCUGCAGAUGACCCCUUAGUGGAGCUGUCCAAGGGGACGUGUCCCUACGAACCACUGUUUGACCUGGCCCUGCCCAGACUGGCCUGUCUGUUUGUUGGGAAGAAGAUGGUGGAGGCCCAGCAGAAGGCUGGAGGGCAUUCAGAGCACCGAGAAGAGCUGGAGGGGGAAGAUCUCUCCACCACGUCUCCUCUAGAGGUGCUGGAUCGCCUCAUCCAACAGGGCUAUGACCUCCAUGAGAAAGUGUUGAAGAGAUCACCUUCUCUGUCAAGCCAGUCAUCUGAGUCACACUCUGGAGGUAAACAUCAUAGCACUAAAGGAAAAGGUGUAAGUCCAGGAGCUCCUGAUGAACUAGCAUUGCUGCGCAGUCAGCUGCUGCUACUGCAUAACCAGCUGCUUUAUGAAAGGCACAAGAGAGAGCAGCAUGCGCUGCGGAACCGCCGCCUUCUCCGCCGUGUCAUCAACGCCACCGCACUGGAGGAACAGAACAACUCUAUGAAGGCCCAGCUGCGGCUGCAGGAGGUGGAAACCCAGGCUUUAAGGGUAAGCCUGCAGGAAGAGCAACAGCGGUCAAAAAAUCUUCAUCAGGAUCACGAAGCACUGGUGCAGCAGCUCCAUAGCCAGGUCCAACAGCUCCAGCAGGAGAGGAACGAGUACCACACCAAGACUCAGGAACUGCAGAGUGACUUGCAGGAGAGCCAGAAGAGAAUAGGUGAGAUGGAGGCGGAGCUGCAGAGAGCUAAUAACAAGCUGUGUAACACAGGACACCUGCUCAGUCAGCUGUCUAUCAAACUCAACAGCAGUGAAAGCAUGGAGCAGCAGAUGGCCUUCUUGAACAAACAGCUGUUACUGCUAGGGGAAGCCAACAAACUGUGUGUGGAGGAAAUCCAGCGCUUAGGGCCUGAAGCGGAUAAGGAGCACAAGAUGCUGCAGGCAUGUUCUGCGCGAGAGGUUGAGAGGUUAAGGCAGAGCUCCAUACAGCAGAGCCAGAGGCUGGAGGCAGCUCAGCAACGAAUCGCAGACCUAGAAGCCCAGCUUACCAAGAAAGAGCACCUCAUUCUGGAGCAGAAGAAGCUGCUGGAAAAUGUCAAAAGCCAGGCCAAGGGGCAGCUGCAAGCUUCAGAGAACAGGUAUCUGGCCCAGAAGCAUGUGACUCAGGCACUGCAAUCAGAACUGCUGCAGCUCUACAGUCAGAUAGAGAUCAACAACCUCGCUAACAGCACACCAGCAGGGGGCACAACUGAGCCCAGCAGCCCUCCCAAACAGAGCUCAAAUGGCAAUAACACAGGACCUUCCACACCAGCCCAAACUUCUGAGCCGAGCAAGAGAGAGGAGAGUUCCUACAUGUGCGUCAAUGGAGACCUUUCACUUGGAUCUCCACCGCUCACCGCAUUGAUCAACGGCAGCCAGGAAGAAGACUUGUCUGUCCUGUCCUGUAACUCCCCGCUGGACGUCGGCUCCUGUCCCAGCGCCCAGAGCUUUCUGGGGAUUCACAACCAAGAGCUGCUGAAUAAGAGGAAGAGCCAGUAUGAGGAGGAGCCAGCACCCCUCAUCAGCCUGUCCCACGGUCUGCAGGACCCCAGCUUAGAACCUGCAGACAAACCCCAGCUCGGCACGAGCACUGAGGGCACAGCAGCCCAGGCCCUGCAGGAGCCACCCGACCUCCAGCCCGUGGAUCGGCCCAGGGCCCGGGCCUACAACAUCCAGCGGAGGAGGCAGCAGGACCUGCGCAUCAUGGACUACAACGAGACCCAUUAGGAUUAAGAAGACUAAAGUGACGCUGGAAAUAAAGUUGGGUUAGCGGGAUGAUUGCUUGUAACACUAGAAAAAAAGAAGACGGAGAAAGAGAGAAAAAAAAAGAUAUUUUGAACUUUGCAGCGCUCUUUAUUUUUUGCGAAAGAGUAUUGCAUUGUUUUAGCGAAAUUUUUUAAAGCUCUAUUGUAUGGCCAGAAAAAAAGAGAUCUGUACAUAAUUAAAGAGGGCUUAAAGCUAUGGUCAGUAUAGUUUAGGAAUUGGGUUUGUAUUGUUUUGAGCUGUAGUUUUACUGUAGUCACAGUUAUGCACUUUCUUUCUACUCUUAGAGUGAGUAACUCUCUUCCAUUAGAGUCUGUAUGUAAACUGACUUAGGCUACACAUUCUAGAUCUUACGUUUAGAACCUGAAACAUACUGACUUUAGCUUUACCCAAUCCAUUUACCCUUAAAGAGCAACAUUCUGUGCUCUAUUUGUUUUAGUCUUGAGAAAUUCUCCGGUUCAGGUAUUGGUUAACCGUGGAUUUUGGAACUUGCUUGGAGGCAAGCGGUGGUAGGAUUGCGCUCUUGUGUUUGGCUUGUGUUCGGCCCUUGUAUUUUCAAGCAAAUCUAUUGGUGCGCAUGAAUUACCCUUGGAGGUGUCCGACUAGAUUGUGGGCCCUUACAAUUCAGAUUAACCCAAGCCAAAAGGGUCUCUAUGAGUUUCUACGGUUAGACGAAGAAAAUGGAAAUAUCGUUAAUUAUCUAAAAAAUUAAUUGUUACCGAAAAUUAAUUGUUAAUUACUGAAAGCUUCUCUGACUUCUCUGAAUAAUUUGCUGCAAAAGGAGCAGUGCAAUAAUGUAUUGUUUUUUUAGUUGUUUUUUUUUUUUUUGCUUCCCCCAACAAAUUGAGCACUGUACAUUGUUUGCUUCAUCAAAUGCAGCCGAAAUAAUAAGUAGUAUCAAUAAUGAAACAGAAACAAAAACAAAAAACAGCCGCUAGGUAGAUAGAUAGCAAGCGAGCGCGUUGUGACAAAUUUGUGACAAAAUGUUUUUGUUGUAAAAUCCAGCCCAAUGUGUGUAUGUUGUAGCCCUGCUUUUGCUAUAAUGCUAUAUGUGCUUCACCUUGAGAGGAAAAAAAAGAUGAAGCUUGUUAAAAAAGAUAGAGAUUUUAUUUUUUACGAAUUCACUUCAAUACUGGGAUUGUGUAGCCCAGUCACCAGUGCAAUACUUCUCUUAGCAUUACACCUCAUGUCAGCUCAAAAGCAUGAAAGAUAAAGCCCCGCUCCUUGGCAAGACACAUCAAAGUCUUGCUCCGUACAGAGCUAUGCUGCUGUUCAGUUCAUCCUGCAAAGACUGUAGUGCCUCGGAUUCGGCCCCUCCAGGCUCUGGAGUGAAUGAUGGAUGUCUGGAUGUAUGUCUGAUUUUACAGUGAACACAGUUGUGUGAUGAGGAAACCGCCGCUGCUUGGAAUGUGUGUGAAAUGUGAAUGUGAAUGGUCCAUGGUAACAAUGUAUGGACUGCUCUCUUAAAAAUGAAGGUGCUACAAAAGGUUCUUUGAGUGAUGCCAUUGUUGUAAUGCGAGAGAAUGAGAUUCAUGUCCCGUGGAAGAUAAAGAACUAUGACCUUGAAUGAGGGUUUCUUGUCGGUCCUGUGCAUGGUCAGAUCUAGCCAGAUGCCACCGGUCACGAUCAUUACCAACCUCUGCUCUGUGGUAAUGAUUGAUGCCCUCUGUGAUAUUUUACCUGACAACUUUGGAAAUAGAAUGUACAAUCAAGUCUCACUUUAUCCAAAAUUUCAAUAAUUCUUAUUGCAUUGCCAUGAGCACCCUGGCACACUAAUCUGUUGAAACUUACUCACGAGAUAGGAUAACACCUCACAGCCUAUACAUGUGUGGGUGUUCCCAGCCGUCCCCAGACGUAACUCAACUCAAAACGUUGUGAUCAUAUUACAUUACUGCUAUCCCAUGACUUUUUUCCCAUUACAUGUCAGUUAGGCAGCGCUCCAAGAACAUUUGUUUGAUGCACCUUUAUUAUUAUGAGAGCGUACAGCUACAUAGCUAAAGCAAAUACACUAAAACUCCAUACAUCCUGAAAUCUAAGCUCACAAGUCCAUGGAAUGAUGUCAGGAGGGUUUUUUUCUUUUUGUCUUAUUAAUUUUUUCCAUUUUAUCCUCUAUACCAUACAUUGGAAGUCUGGUGGUCAGAAAAUGAGCUUGAAUUAAUAACAGCUUUCUUAUCGCCAAAGUGUACAAGCAUUUUUCCUUUUUAGCCAAAUUAGGGCUAUUUCUGAUCAUUCUCUUGCAGUUUGGUUCAAUACGGACUGUUGAACUCUGUAAGAAAAUUAUAGUUUAGUCUGAAAAAUGUGAUAACAGGUUAGAAAAACAAAAAAAAACAAA
This is a messenger RNA of Astyanax mexicanus (Mexican tetra), 6191 nucleotides long. RefSeq names its product TSC complex subunit 1a (gene tsc1a). The coding region runs from base 377 to 3823 and encodes 1148 amino acids. Gene Ontology annotation, biological process: negative regulation of TOR signaling; negative regulation of cell population proliferation; regulation of cell cycle. NCBI's taxonomy places the organism in Eukaryota, Metazoa, Chordata, Actinopteri, Characiformes, Acestrorhamphidae. Gene Ontology annotation, cellular component: TSC1-TSC2 complex. The transcript has 22 exons. The record is from RefSeq and is a predicted model, not a curated record.